Molecule: messenger RNA, 1193 nt
Organism: Capsicum annuum
Lineage: Eukaryota; Viridiplantae; Streptophyta; Magnoliopsida; Solanales; Solanaceae
Product: peptidyl-prolyl cis-trans isomerase CYP28, chloroplastic
Exons: 2
Coding region: 164-1048 (294 amino acids)
Biological process (GO): protein peptidyl-prolyl isomerization
Cellular component (GO): chloroplast
Molecular function (GO): peptidyl-prolyl cis-trans isomerase activity
Source: RefSeq, a predicted model, not a curated record
UUCUGCAUAGUCUUAUCUUGCAUUUGAGGAGAGGUUGUUGAUCGUAGUACUCUUACCAAAAUAUCAAAAAGUAGUCCCCACCUAUACUCUCUUUGUGUGGCUUGCACUCUCCACGUAAAUCAAAUUAAUCUUAUCUUCUCCACCACCAUGCACCCUCGUCAUUAUGGGCUGCUCCUCCACCCUCCUCCCUACUCCUCCUCAUCUCCACCGCCAUCACCCCACCCCCUCCCUCUCUCCACCCCACUUCAACCGCCGCUCUCUCCUCUUCCUCUCUACCACCCUCACACUCCCCACCACCCUCUCCAUCGCCGCGCCAUCUUCACCAGACACCACCAUCACAGACCGUGUCUUCUUAGACUUCAGCAUUUGUCCGAAUUACUUCACAAACAGAAAUCUUGGUGAUGAUCUCUCAAGCUGCUCAGAUAUCGAACCUAUAGGCCGAGUUAUCCUCGGCCUUUAUGGUAACAUAGUUCCAAUCACUGUAUCAAAUUUCAAAGCCAUGUGUAAUGGAUCAUCAGGAUCAACAUACAAAGGUACAUUGGUGCAGAAGAUUUUCCCAGGACAGUUUUUUAUGGCAGGAAGACAAGGGAGGAGAGAUAAAGGAGAAGUGAAACCACCAAUGAAGUUAGUUAGGAAUGUUGAGACAGUUGAAUCUAAAGCAUUUGUAUUGGGACAUUCUAGAAGUGGAGUUGUUUCUUUGAAUUUAUCUGAGAAUGAUGAUGAUGAUGAUUUAAAGAUGAAUCCUGAGUAUCAUAAUGUGGAGUUUUUGAUUACUACUGGACCUGGUCCUUGUCCUCAGCUUGAUAACAAGAAUAUUGUUUUUGGAACUGUUCUUGAAGGUUUGGAUAUUGUGACAACUAUAGCAGCCAUUCCCACUUAUACACCAUCCAAAAAUAUUCGACAAUAUAAUGAUUUCGCUGAGUUUAUUGGAGAUGGAAGAGCCAAAAAUGCUCGUGCAAUCUGGAAUAAGCCACUCAAAACUGUUUAUAUCAGUGAUUGUGGAGAACUCAAAGUAGCAAAGCCUACACUUUCUCCUAGCCUACCUUGAUAUGUUGAACAUUUAGUUCAGGUUACUCAUAUCAUUUUCAUACACACAUUUUUACCAUGACUUGUAAAGUGUUCUCUUUUCUGCAUGUUACAUUGAGAGAUCAAAAGGAUUUACAUAAUGCAGAACUUUUAAGUUGAGAAGUCCA